GGCCACGUCAGUCGAGGAACGCGGCUUGGGCUCGCGCGCGCGCGCUCUCGGAAGCUGAGCCGGCGUCGCGGGACGGAGGGCGUGCGCUGCGCCAGUUCCAGCCUGAGCUGCCAUGAUGCCUGCAGCAACGAUAAAGGCCGACAGCACCCCCCUGUAUGACCCUUGCCUCCUUCAGGGACUGGACUGGACUCAGAACACCGUGACAUUUUCCCCUGCCAUUUCUCCUGCAGAUCCAGGCGAAGGGCUGGUCUUGAGACCGCUUUGCCCUGCUGACAUCAACAGAGGCUUUUUAAAAGUUUUGAGUCAGCUGACUGAAACUGGAAUUGUCAGCCCUGAACAAUUCAUCAAAACAUUUGAACGCAUGAAGAACUCUGGGGACUACUAUGUGACCGUUGUGGAAGAUACGAAACUACAGGAAAUUGUGGCUACGGCAACUUUAGUCAUAGAGCAUAAAUUCACGCACUCCUGUGCAAAGAGGGGAAGAAUAGAAGAUGUCGUCGUAAGUGGGGAGUGUCGAGGAAAACAGCUUGGCAAACUGUUGAUGUCCACUCUUACACUGCUGAGCAAGAGGCUGAAUUGCUACAAAAUUACUCUGGAGUGUCUGCCAAAGAAUGUAGCAUUCUAUACAAAAUUUGGGUAUUCAGUUUCUGAGGAAAACUACAUGUCUCAAAGGUUCUUCAAUUAAAGACCUUGCAGCUGUAAUUUCUGUUGUAAUGGACUGUCGGUGGAGGAACUUGUGCUACUGCCUUCAUUCUCUUUAAAGAAAUUAAAUUUGCUGCAAAUGAAGUGAUUACCUCUAGUUAUGGGACAACAAAUAAAUACCGCAGACUAAUUGUUUUAGGUUUCCCUGGCCACUGUGAAGCCUAUUAGAUGCUUUUUUGCUAGCUGGGACAAGAGCAAAUAUUUCAAGGUAGGGAUUGUUUUUAGCCAAAGGUCUAUUUUUACCUGAUACUUUUUCUCGCCUUGUAUUUUUACAAGUGUUAUGCUGCUUUUUUUGCCCCUGGCAGCCAGAGAAAGUAAUGCUAGGACUGAUUCACGCAUUUUUACUGUCUUGCAAGAAUGAGAAAUCCAAAGUCUGCCAGAUGUAGUUGUCACAUUAACUCAACUCAGAAUUUCAUUGGCCCCAGAAGAGCGCUGUCUUCUCGCACAGUCACCUGAGUGUUCUGACUGGUCCCUGUUGUGAUCACAGUUGGUAGAAAUGACGACGCAAAGAAUCGCCACGGGUUUGAGCUGAUGCUGCUCAGUAUCCCAGACUGCCCCGAGUUCAACAUGAAGCAAAUGUUUGACAUGAAAAUUUCCCAUAUUUGAAAAUAUAUUUGAGGAGCAGGAUACUAGAACGCAUGGAAUGGUGGAAAGGCGGAGUGUCACGGCACGCCACGUGCUCUGCAAAUGCCACAUCGAUCCAUUCGGUGAAAUUGACACAUCUGAAAUCCUUCUCUUGCAGGCUUCUUAUGCUUUCACAUUUCUUUUGUGAUAACUUUAUUUGGCAAUAAAUGUACAACACACCUCCUGCCAUUUCAACUGGAAGGGGGUUGUCCUUGUGUAGUUUCAGGGCAUUAAAAGCCAACGAAGGGUACUAAGAAUUUUGUAGCUGACUAGUUCGCUUUACAAAUAUUACUGAACCACAAAAAGCUACUGUAAAUUGGUGUGGCUGUUCCAUUUCAAAUGUUUUGUGGUACUUUAACUUUCUUGGAGGAAGCUUUAUUUAUUCAGUUUUUUAAAAAAUCGUAAACUUGGGAGAGGUUAUGUUAAUAAAUCUUUUGAAUUUAA
This is a messenger RNA of Varanus komodoensis (Komodo dragon), 1770 nucleotides long. It is a transcript of the gene GNPNAT1, whose product is annotated as glucosamine-phosphate N-acetyltransferase 1. The transcript has 6 exons. NCBI's taxonomy places the organism in Eukaryota, Metazoa, Chordata, Lepidosauria, Squamata, Varanidae. Bases 113 to 685 code for a protein of 190 amino acids. The record is from RefSeq and is a predicted model, not a curated record. Gene Ontology annotation, molecular function: monosaccharide binding; glucosamine 6-phosphate N-acetyltransferase activity. Gene Ontology annotation, biological process: UDP-N-acetylglucosamine biosynthetic process. Gene Ontology annotation, cellular component: endoplasmic reticulum-Golgi intermediate compartment; endoplasmic reticulum; Golgi apparatus.